Odobenus rosmarus divergens (Pacific walrus) is the source of this 1434-nucleotide messenger RNA. It is a transcript of the gene SLC49A3, whose product is annotated as major facilitator superfamily domain containing 7. Gene Ontology annotation, cellular component: membrane. Gene Ontology annotation, molecular function: transmembrane transporter activity. The transcript has 10 exons. Gene Ontology annotation, biological process: transmembrane transport. The coding region runs from base 1 to 1434 and encodes 477 amino acids. The record is from RefSeq and is a predicted model, not a curated record. Lineage: Eukaryota; Metazoa; Chordata; Mammalia; Carnivora; Odobenidae.
AUGGCCGGAGCGGAGGAGGACCGGACGGGGGCCGACGCGACCUCCGCCCUGGGCGCGCUGCUGGGCUACCGCGCCUACGCGCGCCGCUGGGUCUUCUUGCUUGUGCUCAGCCUGCUCAACUUCUCCAACGCCACGCUGUGGCUCAGCUUCGCGCCCGUGGCCGACACGAUUGCCCACCACUUCUUCCUCUCCACCAAGCAGAUCAACUGGCUUUCGCUAAUCUACCUUGUGGCUUCCAUCCCGUCUGGUGUGGUGGCCAUCUGGGUUCUGGACUCUGUUGGGCUCCGCUGGGCAACCAUCGUGUGCGCAUGGCUGAACUUUGCUGGGAGUGUGUUCAGAACCCUGCCCUUCCUGUUCAUCGAGAUCCAGGACCCAUUUCCCUUCCUCAUGGGUGGGCAGAGCCUCUGUGCCCUGGCACAGACCCUGGUCAUCUUCUCUCCAGCCAAGCUGGCUGCCUUGUGGUUCCCAGAGCACCAGCGAGCCACAGCCAACAUGAUCGGCACCAUGUCAAACCCCUUGGGCAUCCUGGUGGCCAACCUGCUAUCACCUGCCCUGGUGAAGAAGGAGGAGGGUAUCCCCAUGAUGCUGGGCAUCUAUAUCAUCCCUGCCGGCCUCGCCUGUCUCCUGGCCAUCACCUGCCUCUGGGAGAGUGUACCUCCUAGCCCACCCUCUGCAGGGGCCGUCCACUCCACCUCAGAGAAGUUCCUGGUUGGGCUGAAGCUGCUCUUGCGGAACAGAGCCUAUAUCAUCCUCGCCGUGUGUUUCGGGGGCGGCAUCGGCCUCUUCUCCAGCUUCUCGGUCCUCCUGGAGCAGGUCCUUUGUGUGAAGGGCUACUCCAACGAAUUUGCAGGCCUUUGUGGGGCUCUCUUCAUUGGGUUUGGAGUCCUGGGGGCACUGGUUCUCAGCCUGUAUGUGGACCGGACGAAACACUUCACUGAAGCUGUCAAGAUUGGCUUCUGUCUGACCUCCAUGGUCUAUGUGGCCUUUGCCCUGGUAUCUCAGCUGCGGGGACAGACCUUCGCACUGGCCGCCCUCUGCUCACUGCUGGGGUUCUUUGGCUUCUCGGUGGCGCCCAUUGCCAUGGAGCUUGCCGUUGAGUGCUCCUUCCCUGUGGGGGAGGGUGCAGCGGCAGGCCUGGUCAUCGUGCUGGGGCAGGCCGAGGGUGUGCUCGUAAUGGUCCUGCUGACUGGCCUGACCACACGUCGUGCAGAGCCGUCCAUCUCCACCUGCCAGGAUGGCCAGGGCCCACUGGACUGGAUGGUGUCCAUGCUGGUGAUGGCUGGCCUGUGCACCUUCUUCAGCUGCUUCCUGGUGUUCUUCUUCCAUACCCAGUACCGGCGCCGACAGGCUGAGGCCAAUGAGAGCCACUCCAUCCAGGAGGACACGUCCCCAGAGGCUGCAGAUCAUGUGCCCUGCCUGGCAGCCACCCCCUGA